Messenger RNA from Ilex paraguariensis (yerba mate), 426 nucleotides. The record is from the annotation of a GenBank genome assembly. Lineage: Eukaryota; Viridiplantae; Streptophyta; Magnoliopsida; Aquifoliales; Aquifoliaceae.
AUGAAGUUCAUACAGACACUCUUGUCUUUAUAUCUUGUUAUAUUUUUCAGUUAUAAUAGAUUUUUUGCUUAUGGACAAUCAAAGCUUGCUAACAUACUACACGCUAAUGAGCUCGCAAGGCGCUUGAAGAACGAAGAAGGGGAGAUAACUGCUAAUUCGCUUCAUCCUGGGGCCAUUGCCACCAACAUCCUGCAUCACCACAACCUUAUUAAUGUCAUGCUUAAUUGCCUUGGUAAAUAUAAGCGAAAAAAUGUUCAACAGGGAGCGGCUACUACAUGUUAUCUGGCACUGCAUCCACAAGUAAAAGGGGUAAGUGGUGGGUAUUUUUCAGACAGUAAUGUUGCUAAACCGAGCUCUCUGGUUAAAGAUGCAGAAUUGGCAAAGAAACUGUGGGAUUUCAGUUUGAGCUUGACAGAACCCAAGUAG